Messenger RNA from Magnusiomyces paraingens, 2088 nucleotides. RefSeq lists its product as uncharacterized. Bases 1 to 2088 code for a protein of 695 amino acids. The record is from RefSeq and is a predicted model, not a curated record. The transcript has a single exon. Gene Ontology annotation, molecular function: alpha-1,4-glucan glucosyltransferase (UDP-glucose donor) activity. NCBI's taxonomy places the organism in Eukaryota, Fungi, Ascomycota, Dipodascomycetes, Dipodascales, Dipodascaceae. Gene Ontology annotation, biological process: glycogen biosynthetic process. Gene Ontology annotation, cellular component: cytoplasm.
AUGGGCCGUGACGUUCAAAAUCACCUCCUCUUUGAAGUUGCCACAGAAGUGGCCAACCGUGUUGGCGGUAUCUACUCCGUCAUCAAAUCAAAGGCUCCCGUUACUACAAAGGAAUACAGAGACCGCUACUGCCUCAUUGGCCCUCUCAAUAGAAAAUCCGCCUCCAUCGAGGUAGAGGAGUUGACUCCUUCUAACCCUCACAUUGCUUCUGCCCUCAAGGCCAUGUCUGACCGUGGUAUCCGUUACCUCUAUGGCAGAUGGCUCAUUGACGGUGCCCCCCGUGUCCUCCUCUUUGACAUUGGCUCCGCUUCUCACCACCUCACUGAGUGGAAAUCUGACCUUUGGUCCGUCGCUGGUAUCCCAUCCCCAGAAGGUGAUACUGAAGCAAACGAUGCUAUCCUCCUCGGCUACAUUGUUGCUUGGUUCCUUGGCGAAUAUGUCGCUCAUGAUAAGGACCACGCAGUCAUUGCCCACUUCCACGAAUGGCUCGCCGGUGUCGCUCUUCCUCUCUGCAGAAAGCGCCGUAUUGACGUGACCACCAUCUUCACUACUCACGCCACUCUUCUCGGAAGAUACCUCUGUGCCGGCUCCGUCGACUUUUACAAUAAUCUUCAAUGGUUUGAUGUUGAUGCAGAAGCUGGAAAGAGAGGUAUUUACCACAGAUACUGCAUGGAACGUAGCGCUGCCCACUCUGCUGAUGUCUUCACCACUGUUUCCCACAUCACUGCUUAUGAGGCUGAACACUUGCUCAAGCGUAAGCCCGACGGUGUCCUACCCAAUGGCCUCAACGUUGUCAAGUUCUCCGCAGUUCACGAGUUUCAAAACCUCCACGCUAUCAAGAAGGAAAAAAUCAAUGAGUUUGUUCGCGGCCAUUUUUACGGCCACUACGACUUUGAUCUCGACAAUACCCUCUAUUUCUUCAUUGCUGGCCGCUAUGAAUAUAGAAAUAAAGGUGCUGACAUGUUUAUCGAAGCUCUUGCUCGUCUCAAUCACAAGCUUAAAACUGCCCACUCAAACAAAACUGUCGUCGCUUUCAUCAUUAUGCCUGCUGCUACCCACAGUUACACUAAUGAAACCUUGAAGGGUCAGGCUGUUAUCAAGGCCCUCUCAGACUCAGUCAAGGAAAUUCAGCAAAGCAUUGGUAAGCGUCUCUUUGACUUUUGUGCAAGACAAAAUGAGUCCCACGAGCUCCCCAACCUUGAGCAGCUCCUCACCUCCUCCGAUAAGGUCCUUUUGAAGAGACGUGUCAAUGCUCUUAAGCGCAACUCCUUGCCCCCCAUUGUCACCCACAAUAUGGCUGAUGAUGCUACUGACCCCAUUUUGAAUCAAAUCCGUCGUGUCCAGCUCUUUAACCAUCCCUCGGACCGUGUCAAGAUUGUCUUCCACCCUGAAUUUCUCAAUUCAAAUAACCCCAUCUUGCCCCUCGACUAUGAUGACUUUGUCCGCGGUUGCCAUAUGGGUGUUUUCCCAUCCUACUACGAACCUUGGGGUUACACUCCUGCAGAGUGCACUGUCAUGGGUGUUCCUUCCAUCACCACCAACCUUUCAGGCUUUGGCUGCUACAUGGAGGACCUCAUUGAAAAUUCUAGCGACUAUGGUAUCUACAUUGUAGAUCGUAGAAGCAAGGGUGUUGAUGACUCCAUCAACCAGCUCACUGACUACAUGUUUGACUUUACCGCCAAGUCUCGCCGUCAACGUAUCAACCAACGUAACAGAACAGAGAGACUUUCAGAUUUGCUUGACUGGAAGAGAAUGGGUCUUGAAUAUAUCAAGGCUCGCCAAUUGGCCCUCAGACGUGCUUAUCCUUCCAGCUUUGACAAUGAAGACCAGAACCCCUUCUUUGACAAUUCUUCUCACAAGAUUACUCGUCCUCUCUCUGCUCCUGGUUCUCCCAGAGAUCGUGCUGGCCUGAUGACUCCUGGUGAUUUGGGUACUCUUGGUGAAGUUUCCGAGGGUCUCAAUACUGAUGACUAUGUCGACUUUAGACUUCCUGAAGAUGAGGAAGAUGACAGUGACGCUUAUUCAUUCCCCUUGUCUUUAAGAAAGGGUUCUGUUCAAGGCCAUUCUGUUUCUGGUGGUCAAAAAUAA